Molecule: messenger RNA, 1587 nt
Organism: Exophiala viscosa
Lineage: Eukaryota; Fungi; Ascomycota; Eurotiomycetes; Chaetothyriales; Herpotrichiellaceae
Product: Ssu72-like protein-domain-containing protein
Exons: 1
Coding region: 457-1422 (321 amino acids)
Biological process (GO): termination of RNA polymerase II transcription
Cellular component (GO): mRNA cleavage and polyadenylation specificity factor complex; nucleus
Molecular function (GO): RNA polymerase II CTD heptapeptide repeat phosphatase activity
Source: RefSeq, a predicted model, not a curated record
GCCCGGACAAUUUUGAUUGGGCACAACCAAUAAUUCUGGUCCAGUGUUUCAAGCUGUAGACAGUGCAGAGGCUAAGACCCUUUUGGCUGAAAAACUCCCACACUUUACUUGAAUUUGAUAUCGAUCAACGAGAACUGAACUUGCUCUACAUAACAUACAUGAUGGUAUUAUCCUUUUAACGACAUCAGUCUCUGAUUUAGAGGAGUACUCGUCGCAUGACGAUACGCACCUUGGUAAGUCUACUACUCCGCGACCUCUCUUCCUCGCAUUGCGCAACAUGAUGAUCACAUAUUGGAGCUGUCCUAUUCACACUGAGGAUACCCAUAAUCUACGCAGAAUCAACCAUCUGAACACAUUCGCUUCCUGGCAUUUUCUAUCUUGAUCCAUACAGCCGUGCAUCAGUACUGACUGUAAAAUUCAGUGUCGCGCUAUGUUGAACCUACAGCGAUAACCACAAUGUCGACCGAUCCCCGACUGGCUCGUCUUCAAGGGCGAACAGUCACGCCUCAACCUCCCAGACCACAAACUCCUCCUGCUCCUGCCGCUCCUGCCCUCGUACCUCUCGCUCCGGCUCCAGCUCCAGCUCCAGACACGGCACCUGCAGCUGUAGAAGCUCCCCAGCAGCUCGUUACUACCACAGGUCUUGAUGGAACAAUCGACGUUUCUUCCCCAGCCGCGACAGUGGCAGCAAAAUCUGAUGAUGUCUCGUACAAGCUAAAGUUCUGCACUGUCUGUGCAUCGAACAACAAUCGAAGCAUGGAGGCACAUCUACGACUUUCGACUUCGACCCACAAAUACCCAGUCAUUUCCUUCGGCACAGGUUCAUACGUCCGGUUACCGGGCCCAUCAAUAUCCCAACCACAGGUCUACAAUUUCAAUACUACUUCCUACACGAAAAUGUUUGAAGAGUUGAACGCGCAGGAUUCCAGGCUAUAUCGUAACAACGGUAUUCUCAACAUGCUGGACAGAAAUCGAAAUAUCAAAUGGGGACCAGAACGAUUUCACGACUGGAUGGUUGGCGCUGCGAGAAUAGAAGCUCUCAACCGAGGGGACAAGGGUGCAGAAGGUGCCGAAGGCGGUGUCGUCGAUGUCAUAUUCACAUGCGAGGAAAGAUGCUGGGAUGCCGUGGUUGACAAUCUGCUAGACAGAGGCGCGCCGCUCAAUCGACCUGUCCACGUGUUCAACAUUGACAUCAAAGAUAAUCAUGAGGAAGCGCUUGUUGGCGGUGGAGCCAUCCUGGAGUUGGCGGACGCUCUCAAUGAGGCUGCUGUCCAGGAGAGGCAGCUCAACGGCACAGCAGGCUGGGAGAAUGGGGCAGGAGCUGCACGGCAGAGUUUCGACGAAAGGGUUCCUGAUAUCCUGGCCAGCUGGCAGGAGAGAUGGCCCAAUCUACCGGCUCUGUGGACAUUGUCGUGGUUCUGAGGAUGUUUUUCUUUGACGACUCGAAUUUAGCAAGGGCGUUGGAGGAGUUUACAAUGAGGCUUUACAAUGGGGCAUUUCGAAGACUCCCUAGAUACAAUCUGCAAACCAGAAUUGAAAAUUCUUAUACAUCAUGACGGGCUCAUCCUGUUCAUCAUCAAGCAAAGA